Molecule: messenger RNA, 151 nt
Organism: Perkinsus marinus ATCC 50983
Lineage: Eukaryota; Perkinsozoa; Perkinsida; Perkinsidae
Exons: 1
Source: RefSeq, a predicted model, not a curated record
AUACCUUGCCUUCAACACACUAGCUGAGGGAGUUGGCCUCAUUAAGGAGCUGCUCACUUUGAAGGAAAACUUGGACCUGAUACUUGCUGACACUUUCGUCGACCCCGACUUGGCGGUGUCCUUCCGAAUCGCUGUGAAGGAAGCCUUUGAG